Molecule: messenger RNA, 516 nt
Organism: Paramecium tetraurelia
Lineage: Eukaryota; Ciliophora; Oligohymenophorea; Peniculida; Parameciidae
Exons: 1
Source: RefSeq, a predicted model, not a curated record
AUGCAUAAUUAAUUAAUUGAAAGAAAUGCGAUUGAAUCUCUUUUGAAUGUUUGUUACGACGAUCAACCUUAAUAUGAUAAUGAUUAUGAAUAAGAAAUUAGAUCAUUAUUAAAGCGAACUAUCCCUGUUAAACAAAGAAAAGAAGAUAAUGAAAUCGCAUCUCGGUAAAACACUAUAAGCUUUCGUACUCCGUUAAGAUAUUAAAAUGAGUUUAGAUUGAAAACUGAAACUAGAUCUCAGAUUAAACAACCGAAAACUCAAAGAAUUCCAAAACAAAUUCCUUAAAUAACAUUGAAAUAAUCAGUAAAACCUCAAGUCAAGUCAUUUCGUGAUAUUAAUCAUAAAAAUUAAGUUCCUCUGAAAGCUUCGAUUGUGUCCUUAUAAAAUUCCACUGGAUUCAGCUUUCUCAACACCUCUGAAUAUUAAAACCCUGUAUUGGUAUUUUAAAAAAAGUCUUUAUAUCUGCCGAGAUUUGUCUUAAGAUUAAAGUAACAACAAUUAUUUAAUUAAAAGUGA